Molecule: messenger RNA, 2478 nt
Organism: Fonticula alba
Lineage: Eukaryota; Rotosphaerida; Fonticulaceae
Exons: 9
Coding region: 21-2333 (770 amino acids)
Cellular component (GO): cytosol
Molecular function (GO): FMN binding; oxidoreductase activity; flavin adenine dinucleotide binding
Source: RefSeq, a predicted model, not a curated record
CCCCCCCCCCCGCUUCCCCUAUGAGCGCGUCUGAUGAUACGCUGCUUAUCCUGUAUGGAUCGCAGACCGGCACGGCGGCCGCCCAUGCCACACGCCUGGCUAUGGCCGGUCGGCGCCUCUGCCGACAGGCUGGCCGGCCGGCUGAUCGCAUUUCCCUGCGAAGCCUGGAACACUUUGACAUGGACACCCUGCCGGCGCACCCACGCGUGGCCAUCGUCAUGGCGACCACUGGCGCCGGGGAAUUCCCGGUGCCCUCGCGCGCUGCCUGGCGACGGCUCCUCCGGGCCAGCCUCCCUCGGACUUGGCUCGCCGCGCGCGGCACCCGCAUCUCGGUCCUCGGCCUUGGCGACAGCUCAUACAAGGAGUUCAACUUUGCGGCUAAGAAGCUCGCUCGGCGCCUGGCUCAGCUUGGCGCCCGGUCGAUCGACCCGGCCACCGAUGUCGCGUCUGCCACCUGUCUGGACGCGCGGGCCGGCGACGACGAGCAGGAAGCCACCUUCGAUGCAUGGGCCCUUGGGAUCUUCAAGAGCAUGGGCCUGGUCCCGGGCACCGAGGACGGCAGCGGCACCUCGGCCGGCUGGGUAGAUCCGGCCCGACGCGUGGUCGCCCUUUUCGGCGACAGCAUGUCCGACUUUGCCCCGGACGCUGGGGCACCCCCCUUGGCCCGGCCGGCCGACGAGCACGCGAGCCUGGUGCUGUGCAGCAACCGGGUGAUUGCCGGCACGGUUCCCGAUGCGCUGGACCUGCGCGCCGAGGGGGAGGUCCGAGAGCUGAUCCUCGCCCUGCGCACACUCCCUGCCACCCCGCUGCAGGCGGGCGACGCGUUGGCCCUUUGGCCGCGAAACCCGGCGGACGCAGUCGCCCAGGCCCUCGACGCAUUGGGGAUCCCCCCGGGCCAUGGCGACCGCCUGGUCAGCCUCCUGGCCCUGGAGGAGGGGGACUCGCUGGAGGACCUGUUUGAAUGCCAUCUUCUCGAGGGGUGCCCCUUGUCGGGGCUGACACGCACUCGGCCGGUGCCGCUGCGGGAAUUCCUGGCCCGCGCGCUGGACCUCAAUUCGGCCCCCUCGCCGGGGGCACUGGCACGCAUGGCUGGCAGGACGCGCUCGGCCCAGGAGCGCGAUCGCCUGGCCGAGUUUGCCCCCCUCGCGAUCCGGCGGCGCUUCGGCCUGGAGGAAAUGCCCCUGGAUCCGCGCGUGAUCGAGCGCAACGAGUACAAUGCGUACAUUCGCCGCGGCCGACGCACGGCGCUCGAGGUGGUGGCCGACUUCUUUGGCUGCCGCCUGUCCGAGCGCAGCCUCGCCCGGCCGGUGGUCGGCGAGCUGCUGCUGCAGGCUGGCCAGCCCCGCCUCACGGCGUCCCAGCUCGAGGGGCUGUCCCUCAGCGGCAGCGAGCCCCACCGGCCGGCGGUUACCGGGGCCCCCUCCGGCACCGGGUUCCACUGGGAGGACAUCCUGGCGCCGGGGGGCCUUUUUAGCCCCAUGCAGCCACGCGUGUACAGCAUCGCAAGCGAUCCGGAGCAGACCAAUGCCAUCUCGCUGAUCGCCCGUGUGGUGCACUACUCGACGGCCGAUGCCGAUCGAGGUGGGCCGCUGAAGCCGCGCGUCGGCACCUGCACGCGCUGGCUCGCUUCGCUGGAGGCAGGCGACUCUCUCCGGUAUGCCCCGGUGCCGGGGUCCAUGAAACUCCCGGCACCCGGUGCGGCGCUGCCGCCGCUGGUUUUCGUGGCCACCGGAACGGGCUUGGCCCCCUUCCGGGCUUACCUGCAGCAGCUGCUGCGCCGGGUACCGGCUCCGCAGCUCCCGCCCAUUUUGCUGGUGCUUGGCUUCCGCCGCCGUGUGGAGGCCCUCUGCCUGGCGGACCUGCUGAGGCCGGUGGCCCGUGCGUCGUCGGCCGGCACCGGGGGCGGCGUGUGGUGCGCCUUCUCGCGCCCGGACUCCGAAGCCGGCGAGCAAGCGGUCGGCCGGCUCUUGGCCGACGCGCCAGGCCCCGAUGAGUGGGAGUUCUCGCCGGCCCCCGGGACGGGGGGCUCCCCUGUCGCGGCCCCGCCAGCCGGCGGGCGCCGGUUCUAUGUGCAGGAUCUGCUGGCCGAAUACCGCCCGGUGGCGAAUCUGGUUGCCAGCUGGCUGCUGGAGCGCGAUGCGCGGCUCUUCAUUUGCGGAAAUGGCGCCCGUCUCUCGGACAUGGUGCAGAUGGCGGUGGCCCGUGCUCUGGUCACGGCCGGGGCACCGGACGACUUCAUCCCGACUCCGAAGCAGCUCGACCAGGGCAUGGACCGUGUCCGGGGCCUGGUCAAGCAGGGCCGCAUCCAGUCCGAGGCCUGGGUGGCCUCCUGAGCACCGGCGUAGGACACCAAUGCCAUGGUGUGCCCUGGGGACGCACGCAUCCUUGUCUUGAAAACCCAUGCAAUAUAGAUGGCCCUGUGCCGCAUUUUUUUCGCCCCUCUCCCCCGCGUGCGCCAAAGCGGCCGGACGAAAAACA